Messenger RNA from Rhagoletis zephyria (snowberry fruit fly), 6022 nucleotides. Its product is annotated as protein still life, isoform SIF type 1-like. NCBI's taxonomy places the organism in Eukaryota, Metazoa, Arthropoda, Insecta, Diptera, Tephritidae. Gene Ontology annotation, biological process: activation of GTPase activity; small GTPase-mediated signal transduction. Gene Ontology annotation, molecular function: guanyl-nucleotide exchange factor activity. The record is from RefSeq and is a predicted model, not a curated record.
UCGGAGCCUUCGGUUGUGUAGCGGUGUUGUUAGGCUUCUAGGCGAAAGCUGAGCUGCCACAGAUACCCAAGCAAAAUAUAUAUAUAAGUGUCUAUAUGUAAAUGUUGUGUGUAGAUAAGUAGACGCUGGGCAGUGAAAAAAGUGAAGUGAAAAAUAAAAUGACCAUCUGGAUGGUAGAAAAGUAGAAUUCAAAAAUAUAUUCAUGAAUAGUAAAAUUAUAAAAUUGCAAGUUGAUGAAUUUGCUCUUUCCGGGACAUGCAUUGGCAGUGUGCUUGAAAAAAGUGCGCCUAGUAGAAAAUGCAAAUGAUGGCUUGGUCUUGGAAGUGUAAACAAUAAAGUGAACUGCAUAAUAACAAUUAUAACAAUGGUCUAAAGCUUCCCUUUCGUGUGCUUAUAAAGAAUUUCUGCAUUUAAUUGAAAAAUGCAAAUUAAGGUGUGGUGAUUUAUGCAACUUCUACGCCGAUUCUCUCAUUCCAAAGCAGCUAAAUCGCAGCGCAAAGAGGUUGCGAAAGUAGUACCGAAAGAGAAUAGAAAUACUGUAUAAAUAAAUAAACUAAACAGCGCUUAGUGAAAAGGAGGCAAGUGUUAUAUGCAUAAAUAGUGAUCAUAUUGAACAGAGUUUUACAAAGUGAAAUCUUCUGUUAAGAUAUUUUGGUAAAGAUAUUGUAGAAGCAAGAAAGAGCAAGCGCGCUCUCCAUUGAACUACAAACACGUUCAGUUUGAGACCUGAAGUUUCGUUGAGUUUUUGACAUUUUACUUGGCCAGUGUUUUGACAUUUGCUGACAAAUAGUUUGGUGCAAAGUUGAAGGCGAAUUCACGCUUUUAAUCAGCGACAUGUGAGUGUGAAAUAAAAAAAAGCAUAAAAAUCAAAUGUUUAUAUGAACGAGUGUAAAAUAGAAAUUUUACUAAGGAAAUUGCAUUAAUAACAAAGUGGCAAAGUGACCUAAUAAAUAACCUGAUAACCAAACAUAGUCCAACAUUAAUUUGAAAUAUUUCGCUCUGCGACGCAUUGUUGUAUCGAUCCACAACAUUGUAAUCAUCAUUAUCGCCAGCAACAUUAACGCGACUUUAACGUCAGAAGCAGCCACCAUCGCCGCCUGCCGCCUGCCGCCUGCCUAGUGUCGCACGCCAAGCCACACCGUUAACGUCGCUGCCAACAGCAGCAGCAAUCGGCACUAAAGCAACAGUAUUUAUGUGUUGAUGUGUGUGCGUGUGUGUGUGUGAUGGGAUGCUGAUUGCCAGUGCCGAAGCAGCAUUUUAUCUAUGUGUCUGUAACUGUGCUGGUGUGUUUGUGUGAGUAAAAGUGGUGGAAGCAUUCGCUGAAUUUGCUUUACCGUUCGUCUCAACGCUCAACGUGCGCAUUUGUCGUUCAGCAGUCGUGCGUAGCAGCAGUGGGAGUUGAGAGCCAAGUGAAAAUAAUUCCAAAAAUAUUGCAUACUUUUCAGAGUUAUUGUACAGAAAGUGAGUAGGUGAAAAGUUUUGUAGCUAAUAAAAUUAUUAAAAAAUGGCAAUUUAAAAAGUGCGAAAGUUGGUUAAUACAAAGUGCAAGAAAAGUAUAUGCUGCAAAAUAUGUGCGAGAAGUGAAUUAUAACCAAAAUAACAUAAAUUGUAACAGAACACCCCAAAAAAAAGGCUCGGCAAACUUUCGAAAACUUUUUAAAACUAUUUUCAUGGGAUCCGUAGCAGCGGACAACUGCAUUGUUGUUUGAUAUUGUGCUAAAAAGUAGGAUUCUUCUAAUUUUCCACAUUUUCCGGAGCCUUGAACUCAUCCAAUAAAGCAUUGCCUGUGUGAAUUCGUGUGCUAAGGUUGAAGGGGAAAAUUUAAUUUUUACGCAGCAAAAUUCGCAUAUAAUAUGUAGCAAAAUAAUCGAAAGACGUGCAAAAAGUGUAAAAAUAUAUACAUAUUAUACAAAGCCAGUCGUUACAAGUUUUCGCAUUCGUCGUCGUUUAUUCGUGUAACAGCACAACAGCCUGUUUGAACUUACGUACAUACAUAUGUGUAUAUGUGUGUGUAUGUAUGUAUGUGUCUGCCCAAAUGUGAAUGUAGCUGUGCGUUUGACUUUUCUCGUUACUAAAGUCUUUUCGUGGCAAACGACCAAGGCAGCGGUUUAGAAAGUGGGAAUUGUGAAAAACCAGCUGUAAAAGAUUGCGAAAAGUGAAAAUAUUUCUACGAAUUUUUUUGAGCUUCACUUCGAAAAUUACACAAAAUAUGCACGUACAUUCACGCACGUAUUUACGAAAGCAUACGAUUUUAUCAUUGUACACGCUUUUUAAAGGAGAGUCGAGAAGUUUAAGCAAAUUUAAAAACUUAAAACCAGUACGACUGUAAGGGAAACAGAGCACAAAAAAUAAUAGUCGAAUUAAAGCAGUCAUAAACUAACUAUAAAACUAUUCUCCUUACAAACAACAAUUAAGCACAUACUUACAUAUAUUAAAACACAAAACGACAUUACAAAGCAUUGAAAACACCCAAAACUUCUGCAGUUGUCGCAGUCGAGAGGGAAAAUUAGCACAGCAGCAGCGGCACUAACAAAUCUUACAAUCAUAGGUACUUAACGAAACUGCGACUAGAAACGACAAAAACAAAAACGAUAUAAUAAACACAGACUGGCAGCCAGCAGCCAGCAGCCUAACAAGUCAAAGAGAGCGCAAAAUUAAGCAGCUGAAACAAGAGAAUAAGUAUUAGAAGAGUACCUGCAGCCUCCUUGGUUUGAAAAAGUGAACGAAGAAGCUUCGCCGUGAAGCAUCCAAGUGGCGCAGUCGCAGUCAAAACGCCUGCAUGUUUGAGUGUACGCGAAUGUCAAAGUAAACAAACUUUGACAGCUGAGUAGGACAAAGUGAAAACACAACCCAUCACAGUCAUCUGUAAUUAAAGAGUGACAUCUGAUUGAGCAAAUCGAAAAUUUUAGCUCGCUUUAAAACUUAAAAGUAAAGUAGACAACAACUGUAGUGUAGCGAAAGUGAAAAGUUACUUAUUGGCGUCGAACCGAAUCAAAAUAAAGCUUAAUUAAAUUGUGACCUAUUUCGCGAAGUUUCUGUACAUAUCAUUUCUUAAACACAGCAGGUGUUGCCAGCAAACUCGAGUUGAACAGAUGCAUCAAUUGGCAUUUGCGCUUGUAUGCGUAAUUUGAGUGUCUAAACUGAACGUCUAACAGAACACUUUCACAUCGAUCUGGUGAAGCUUUUUUUUCUGGGAAAUUUAAGAUUUGAAGAAGAGUUCUCUGUAAGAAACAAAAAAAAAACAUUCAAUAAACUAAGAACAUGGGCGCCAAAGAGAGUGUUGAAGCUGCCGCGAAAAUGAAUGCGGACGGUUGGGGUCACGUAGAGCGCGGUAGUCGUUAUCACGCUCAUCGUCACAACCAACGUUCGCAGUCCUUAAAUCGCGGUCAAGCGCUUUCUCAAGCAGAUGUAAGCGGAAUGUGGUGACAUCGGGGUGCCUCUGGUAAAGCUGCAGGAGGUCAGGGUGGUUGUGCGAGCUGCGCCAUGGGUAACAAGUUGAGCUGCUCCUGUGCGCCAUUGAUGCGCAAGGCGUAUCGCUACGAGGACUCUCCAUGGCAGACAUCACGUCGGCGUGACGGGCAUUUAUUAAGUUCAUUCAGGUUGUGGGCUGAGGUAUUUCAUGUUUCGGCAAGUGGCGCCGGUACCGUUAAGUGGCAGCAAGUAUCUGAAGAUUUGGUUCCUGUUAACAUAACCUGCAUCCAGGAUUCUCCAGAAUGCGUAUUUCAUAUAACGGCCUACAAUAGUCAGGUCGAUAAAAUAUUGGACGUUCGACUCGUUCAGCCAGGAACUCGCAUUGGCCAAGCAUCAGAAUGCUUUGUGUACUGGAAGGAUCCGAUGACCAAUGAUACGUGGGGUCUUAAUUUCACUUCACCAAUCGAUGCAAAACAAUUCCGAGAAUGUUGUUGCGACGUUUUACAGUCGCCUUCUUUCAAAUUUUCACGAAAGGCCUCGUCGAGUUACUCGCUGAAAUUGGAUCCGCCCGGCAAGGGAAAAAUCAAGGCCAAGCGAAAGCCGUUGAGCACACCGGCAUCGCCGUCGCGCGUACGGAGCGAACCGCAAUGCACCUGCAUGUCGGCCGAACAGUAUGCCCGUCUCCGGACCGAUCCCAGAGUACGAGGUUCAUCCACUUUGCCACGCUCAGUAGGCUCUCGCAUAACCGAUGUCGAUGUUGGUGGACAACAGAAGGUGAUGGCAAAUGCCACCAGCAGCACUUCAUUGUACGAUAAUGUUGCCAGCAGUGGUGUAGGAGCUCAAUCCAUGAAUACACUUGGCGGACAAGACACAUUGGGUCGCCAAGUAAAAUCACAACAAGAUGCGAAUAUCGCCGCCUCGAAUGCAGGUGUGAACACGGGCACUCCUAGCGUUAUGGUUUCCGGAGUUGCUACUGGCACAAAUGAUUUAUGCACACAAAAUCAUGUUGGCUCGCAAGUGGGUCCAGACGAUGGACUUGUUGGCGGUCAGCAAGACAUGGAUGUGUCGAAGAAUGAAGGCACUCAAGUUGGUGGGCCAUUGCACCAGAAUGUUGGCACCUCCACGAAGUCUACCGGCACACGCACUAAGGAUUAUAUGGAUGAAAUGACACGUGAUGCACGCGCACAUGACAUGCACCAGCACCAGCACAACAUAAUCAACAACAACACCAGACGCAAAACCAAGAGCACCGAGGACAUGAACGUUGACACCAGCACCCUGAAACGCAUGCUAAAGCCCAUGCCCAGUACUGAGAGUCCCGUUACUUCGCCGGAGAUGGGACGGCGCCGUUAUAAUUACUACAAUGCUAAUGUGGCCAAUACUCUUGGGCCGCAACAUAUGCAUCAGCAUGGAGGCGGCUUGGGCAUGGGAAUGGGCAUGGGCGGUGGCGGUGGACCUGGUGGUAUGCACCACAUUAUGAACAACAACAAUACCAUGGGACGUGUGAGCGGUCAGUCGUCGAGAUUCUCUGGAUCUAGAUCAUCUCAUGAAAUUGGUCGUGGAUAUCCACAACGAAAUCUGUACUUGGAAUUGGAACGCGAACGCAGCUGCAUUGAGGGCUCGCCACCCUCCGACAACGUCAUGUUUGACAAUCAGUGCUAUGCCACGACGCCCAGCUCUAGCAACGGCAACUCCGACCAGGAUCAAUCGUAUGGUCAACGUAACGCCGGUGGAGGUCGCCAUCAACAUCAUCAUCAAGCACCAAAUGUCACCCCCACCCCAGGCAGUCCAACAUCACGUCUACUACUCGAAUAUGAAAUGCAUUUGAGAAACACCUUGGCCAAGGGCAUGGACGCUGAAUCCUACAGUUUGCAUACAUUUGAAGCUUUGCUCUCACAAAGCAUGGAGAAUUUGGAACUCGCUGAAAGCCUGCCUGGAUCAACACAGCGCAGUCCAUAUCCAAUGCGUAGGCCAAGCGCCAAAUCCUCUACUCUCCCAUUGCCACCGCAUCGUCCAUUGUCUACGUUGCGCGACAAAGAACGCGAUCGUGAGCGCGACGGCUAUUAUAGUGAUCGCAAUGAGCUUAUACGCGAAAGAGAGCGCGAGAGAGAACGAGAUCGCGGCUACCUCUCUGAUCAUAACACAAGCUUUUCAACAUCUCGUUGCGCCUCUUGCAUUGGCGAAUCGGCUCGCGCUCAAUGGUUUCGCCACUCGGAUGGCUGGCGCUCUGGCAGUUCGACUAUUGGUUCUGGCUCUGGUCAGGGUUUAAUGUCACAACAAACUACGGGCUCGGGUCAUAAACGUUCACCAUGGGACUCUUUGCCCUCUUUGCGACAGGACAGUAGUCUGAAUGAUUCUGGAUAUAAGAGUGCACGUGCUGAUUCGCUUGAACAGCGCGCUGAAUUCAUACGUCAAGAUAGCUUACGCUCAGAUUAUUUAAGUGAUCGAGACUCUCGCUAUGGCAUCGUACAACAGGCUUCCAUUGACAGCACUGAUUCGCGGAUGUGCUAUUUAACAUCGUCAGAGGAUAAUAUCGUUCGUACAAUUCUUGCCGUAUUUCUAGUAAAUUAAACUAAUACAAAACAGAAAGACACUACUCGAUUCGGUCACA